Molecule: messenger RNA, 2035 nt
Organism: Quercus lobata
Lineage: Eukaryota; Viridiplantae; Streptophyta; Magnoliopsida; Fagales; Fagaceae
Product: molybdate-anion transporter-like
Exons: 8
Coding region: 153-1544 (463 amino acids)
Biological process (GO): molybdate ion transport
Cellular component (GO): membrane
Molecular function (GO): molybdate ion transmembrane transporter activity
Source: RefSeq, a predicted model, not a curated record
CACCAAAAAAUGCAAAUCCGGCCAACCACGAAAAUGACAUUCACGAAAACUCUGUUUUAACUUUUAACAACAAUUCCACCUUUCCUUCCUCAUCUUCUUCUGUGACUACGCUCUCUCUCUCUCUCUCUCUCUCUUAGAUAUUGAUCUGCAUAAUGGAGCUCUUCUUCUUCUUGUUCUUUGGUUUUCUCGCUGUAAUAGUGGCAGCAUUGGAGCUAAGCAAAUCCAGCAAAGAUCGCAUCAACACCACCUCUGCUUUCAAUGCCUUUAAGAAUAACUAUCUCGUCGUUUACUCUCUCAUGAUGGCUGGGGAUUGGUUGCAGGGUCCAUAUGUGUACUACCUCUACAGUACAUAUGGGUUUGGAAAGGGGGACAUUGGACAUCUCUUUAUUGCUGGGUUUGGAUCCUCUAUGUUGUUUGGGACAGUUGUUGGAUCUUUAGCUGAUAAACAGGGUCGGAGGAGGGCAUCUGUUACUUAUUGCAUUACUUACAUUCUAAGCUGCCUCACCAAACACUCUUCCCAGUAUAAAGUUUUAAUGUUGGGACGAAUAUUGGGAGGCAUUGCCACUUCUCUUCUUAACUCAUCUUUUGAGUCUUGGCUUGUUGCAGAACACAAUAAGAGGGGUUUUGAGCAACAAUGGCUUUCGGUAACAUUCUCUAAGGCAAUAUUUUUUGGCAACGGUUUGGUUGCCAUUUUAUCUGGGCUGUUUGGAAAUUUACUAGUAGAUACACUAGGACUUGGCCCAGUUGCUCCUUUUGAUGCUGCUUCAUGCUUUCUGGCAAUUGGCAUGGCAAUUAUAAUGUCAUCAUGGAGUGAAAACUAUGGUGACCCUUCAGAAAACAAGGACUUGCUUACCCAGUUUAAGGGUGCUGCUGUGGCCAUUGCCUCUGACGAGAAAAUUGCAUUGCUGGGUGCUAUACAGUCACUAUUUGAGGGCUCAAUGUACACCUUUGUAUUUCUCUGGACUCCUGCUUUGAGCCCAAAUGAUGAGGAAAUUCCACACGGUUUCAUUUUCGCGACAUUCAUGCUGGGGUCAAUGCUGGGAAGUUCCUUUGCUUCUCGAUUAAUGGCACGCUCAUCUAUCAGAGUUGAGAGCUACAUGCAGAUAGUUUUUGUAGUCUCCUCGGUUUCCCUUCUGCUCCCCAUUAUAACUAGUUUCCUGGUACCGCCUUCCAAAGUGAAAAGUGAAAGUAUGUCAUUUGCGGGGUGUAUUCAAGUUGUUGGCUUCUGUACGUUUGAGGCUUGUGUUGGGAUAUUCUGGCCAUCUCUCAUGAAGAUGAGGUCCCUAUACAUUCCUGAGGAGUCAAGAAGCACCAUAAUGAACUUCUUUCGCAUUCCUCUUAACAUCUUUGUGUGCGUUGUGCUGUACAAUGUUGAUGCGUUUCCCAUCACCAUCAUGUUUGGCAUGUGCUCGAUUUUUCUCUUUGUGGCUGCUUUACUGCAGAGGCGGCUAAUGGUAAUUGCUGACAGUCAAAAGCCAACAAAACCACAAGACUGGACAGCACUUGACAGGGACAUGGAGGCGGAGCCAUUGAAUGUUGAUUGAUGUGAAUAAGAAUAACCUCUGGAAUUUUUGAAGGUUAAAACCAGCCACUUUGUCUUACUUGGAAUUGAUGGAGGUGAACUCUGGUUGCUGUCUGGCUAAUAAGGAAAGGGAGAAUGUGGGUUAAUUCCUUCUUGAAAAGAAAGUAUAAAUGAUUUUCAGGGGAGCAAUCAGCUGGUGGCUAUAACAUAAGGAAACUUAGGUAAAAGAAUGAUAAUGUUAGUACUUUUAGAUCAUGUCUUCUGCAAUUCCUCUAAAAUGGUGCCACAUAAGCUCAGGCAAUUUUGAAUUCACAGUGUUUACGAUAAUAUAUAAUGAUGGCUGUAAAAACAUUAUUAUUCCAUUUUUUCCCUAUUCUUAAAUUCAUUUCUAAAUUUUUAUGUUAUAAUUUCUCCCCCUUCUGUAGCACCAUGUUUUGUUAAUAUAGUGUUGCAAUUGUCAAAUGUAUCUAUAUCUGGAUGAAUAAGAUAUUACUGGAGUUUAUGUUACUUUAA